Molecule: messenger RNA, 6663 nt
Organism: Styela clava
Lineage: Eukaryota; Metazoa; Chordata; Ascidiacea; Stolidobranchia; Styelidae
Product: protein O-GlcNAcase-like
Biological process (GO): glycoprotein metabolic process
Molecular function (GO): beta-N-acetylglucosaminidase activity
Source: RefSeq, a predicted model, not a curated record
UAAUAUAUAGAAAUAGAUUUGGUCAAUCGAUGUCGUACAAAGAUGAAAAUGUUGAAAUGUCAGUGGAGAUAGCGACAUCGAGUGUUUCGUUGGGAAAUAACGAACCAUCAGAUGAAAAUCGUGAAAAAACAGAUGACCUUUCACCUGCGCCUGACGCUGAAAAUGAAAUGGGACAACUUAAAUCAAAAUUGAAAAAAAUUAAGGGGAAGAAAAAUGAAAAUAAAGAAGAGGGUGAAAAUAAGGAGGUGGAGAUAGAAUUUGCUGAAGGAGAUGGUAGUUUUAUGUGUGGGGUUGUAGAAGGCUUCUAUGGUAGACCAUGGACAACUGCUCAAAGGAAAGAACUUUUUCAAAGAAUGAAAUCGAUGGGAAUGAAUACUUAUCUUUACGGACCGAAAGAUGAUUACAAACAUAGAUUAUACUGGAGAGACUUAUAUUCUAUGGAUGAAACAGCUCUGCUAAAGCUCCUCAUUGAUGCAGCAACAGAGCAAGAUAUCCUAUUCAUUUAUGCCAUAUCACCAGGCCUUGACAUGUCGUUCGCUUCAGAUAAAGAAGUGGAAUGCCUGAAAAGUAAACUGUUGCAGGUACAAAGUCUUGGAUGCAAAGCAUUUGCUCUGUUGUUCGAUGACAUAGACCCGAUCCUAUGUGCAGCAGACAAAAUGCAAUACGCAUCUGCCGCGUCUGCUCAAGCUGGAGUCACAAACCAAAUGUAUCAGUUACUCGGGGGACCAAAGUUCUUGUUUUGUCCUACAGAAUACUGCAACAGUAUGGCAAUACCAGAUGUCAAGAAUUCGUUGUAUCUCAAGACUAUAGGAAAUGAAUUGAAUAAAAAUAUAUCAAUCAUGUGGACAGGGCCUAAAGUUGUAUCGAAACACAUCUCAGUGGAAUCAAUCAAAGAACUGACAGAGAGUGUUCAAAGAAAGAUUGUCAUCUGGGACAACAUCCAUGCCAACGAUUAUGACCCAAAAAGAGUCUUCUUGGGACCGUAUAAAGGUCGUUCUACUCAUCUUAUUCCUCAUUUAUCUGGAGUUUUAACAAAUCCCAACUGUGAGUUUGAGUCCAAUUAUAUCGCUAUGCACACGCUCGCCUCCUGGUGGAAGAGUUACCAACUUCAAAUUGAAAUUGCACAGAAAAACAAUGAAGCUGAAGCAGAGAAAAAGUUGGAUAUAGAAAUGGAAAACGUCAUCAAGAAAUCAGAUAUACAAGAAACAGUAGAAUUAAAGGAGGAGCCUGAUGCCGGGAAAGAACAGAAUAAAGAAAAUAACGGAGAGAAAGAAGAGACAAAUGAAAAGGAAGCUUCAUCAUCAAAGCCUUCUCAAGAUGAAAGUCCAAAUAUAUCUAGAGAUCUGGCAACUGUCAAUGAGGCAAAAGUGGAAGGAAGUGAAAAUCCGAAAUCUCCUAAAAAAAAAGAUUUGAAAAAUAAGGAAACGACGGGAGAUGGGAUGAAUGGAAAAAAGGAAGUCAAUGCUUCUAUAAGUCCGCUGAGCAGCAAAGGCAGCAGUUUGAUGGGAAGUGAAGAUUCCGACACAGACAGUGAUUAUUCAUCGCACGAAGAAUAUUUCUCUGUUCAAAGAUAUUCUGUUUCACCACCAUUCGAUCAUGGAGCAUAUGACCCCGAGGACUCUCUCAGACAGGCAAUCAGAAGUUGGCUUCCGUACUUUUCUGCCACUCGGUUACCUCUUGGAAAACCGAUUGCACGAAGUGGACCUCCACUUGGAAUGCUUUCACAAUGUGACGUUUCUCUAAUCUCAAAUGCACCUAUGGGUCCGACAAGUUCCACAACCAAUGUAUUAACAAAUGACCCAAUACCAAGUACUCCUUUCGCUAUUUACGGAUACGGGUCCGCAUCUCACUCCCCAAAUAUCGAAAUAAAAACAGACUCUGCGGAAAACGAGGCAAAAGAUGACAGCGCUAAUGAUGUCACUGUUGCUGUUAACGAUAGUCUCCAUGGUAACGAAAUUUCUGAUGUUGAAAUGGCCGGUGCUACACCGAACCGUACGCCACCGAGUGUAACACAAGUUCCUCCAGAUGGUGCUAAUGAGUUAAAAUCGGACAAUAAACCCCCCUCUGAUUUGGAUGUUGAUAUGAAACCUCCGUUUGAAGAUGAAAAUAUGCAAAUGGGAGACUCUGAGGAUUCGCCAGUCAAAAGAAUAGAGUCGACUGUACAAAUGGAGAUAGAAGAUGAAGAAGAACGUAUGCAGUUCGAUGCCGAAGCUGACAGUGAUGUAUCCAUGACAACCAACAAUAGCACAGAAGAGAAGAAAAAUGAGAAAGUCGAAGAUGAUAAAGAUAGAAGAGGUUCAUUGUCUGGAUCAUCUGUUGACAUGGCAACACCGCCUCACCAAUUAUCAUCAUCAGCCAAUCAAAGUCCUGCACAUCAAAGUACAAAUGUUGAAGAUGAAACUGCGUCUACGUCCAAAGAGACAGAGAUUGAGAAUGAACAAACCUUAUACAAGAUGGAGCAGAUGACAUUGGAAGACGUCGAACUCGCAGUUGAACUAUUUUAUCUUCCGUACGAGCAUGGAGGGAUUGGUAGAAAGAUGGUGGAAGAUUUUAUCUGGUUGCAACAAAAUGUUCGGAAAGCAGUUGCUUCACCUAACGCUUCAAAAUCAAUGAAAAAUGACACUGUGGAUAAGGCUUUAGCAUGGAUGGAGCGGGCAAUUCUCUUUGAAGACUAUUGUGUGUCAAUAAGAAGAAUGUGCAACAGAUUAACUUCGUGUUCAAAUCGAGCUCUGCUUUAUGAUCUAUUUCCUUAUUUCUGGGACAUGAAAGGAGUUGUAUCUAUGCUUAGUUCUUAUGUUAAAUGGAUGGGCCAAUUUUACCUACGUCACCAAACUGCCAAAUCAUCAGAACCAUCUGAAACCGGAUCAAACAUGUCUAAACCGGCUUCACCCGAACCAUCAUCGCCUACCAUCUCUUCAACAACGAAUCAACCAAUUAAUUCUAAUCCUUUACCUCAAUUUCCUCCACCUCCUCCAGCUGUAGCUUGGUUGGGAAUGGAUCCAGAACCCUGGGUUUUCAGAGGAGGAUUAGCAGGAGAAUUCCAGCGUCUUCUUCCUGUCACGAUGGCCAAUGAUUUAUUUUGUCAAGUCAUUCCAUGUUCGCCUCAGACUUCCACGUCAACUUAUAUCAUCAGACCUUAUUUACCUACAGAUGAGAAAUCGGUUUACAAGAUAUGUUUGACAACUGGGAAUGAUGGAACAGAUUUCGCAGAUGAUUUCACUGGAUAUGAAGACUUGCCAGGAGAAAGACUUGUUGGAGGACUCCUCACACUCAGUCCCGAGUAUUGCUUCAUUCUAGAAGAUGAACAAGGAAUAUGUGGAUACCUCGUGGCCACAGCAGAUGCGAAAGCAUUUUGGAAGAAAUACUCCAUCGCUUUUUCACCGGACGUCGGAGAAAAAUAUUCUUUACCAAAGGAAGAUGUAAAAGAAGGGGAAACUGGGAUCAAAAUUGGGGAGGAAGUCAGGAGACUUCUUGAUGAGAUCAGGAGUAAAGAACCACCUGAUGCCUAUGCUGUGGAUAACUUGUACACUACACAUCCUGCUUACAUGCAGAUUGCUGUCCAUAGAAGAGUUUCUGAUCCCAGCAUCGCUAAAAGUAUGACAGUAUGUCUGCUCUCCGCACUCAAGUCUCAUGGGGUACAUGGCGUUCACACGACCGUUCGAUCCAGUGACUGUUACAUGCCUGAUCUGUAUUGUCGUCUUGGUUUCCAUGAGAUACGACCUCUCGACCCUUCACCUGUGACCCCUGCACCUUCAACAUACAAAGAUGAUACCGCUAUUGUAUUUGGGCGGACUUUCUGAUAGUUAAUUUAUAUUUGCUUUUUAUUUUUUGAGUUUAAUUUGACUUACACAAUUUUAAUUUGAUCAUAUGGGCUUUAUCUUGAGCCAGUUUAUGUUAAAUGGUCCCAUUACAUUUGAACCCAUGACAAUUGCACCUGCAUACUAUUGCACCUAUGGAUUUUUUUUGUUUUACGGAUAUUUGAACCCAUACUAACCCUAACCCAUGGGUUCUAGCACCCGCAUAUAGAUUAAACCCGCGGAUAUACACAUGGGUUCAAAUGUACGUGGGUUCAAAUGUACGGUCACCAUGUUAAAUAUCAAGUGGUAGCUCACAUUUUGCUCUGAACAAAGCCCUUUUUAAUGAGCUAGGUUUUGAGACUAUAGGGCAGUGGUUCUCAAACUUUUCCUUUUAUAAUUUGGCAGGUCUUGCGCCCCAUAUCAAAAAUGCCCAGCUAACAAUAAGCUACAAAUAACAGAGGGUAAGAUGAAAGUAUGUUUUAUUCAAAAAAAGAAAAGUUGAAAGUAAGUGGAUAGAACGUAACUAUCCAAAAUAAAGGGGGCGAGAUUAAAUCUAACAAAUAUUCUUAUUUAGCUUCAUGCCCCCUCAAAAAAUUGUCUACCUCCCCCUUGUGGUGCGCCCCAUCGUUUGAGAACCAUUGCUAUAAAGAAAUGUCUAUGCACCAGACCUAUAAGCUUCUUGGAUUUAAAGAAAGUAGAAAGAUUGUGUGUUAUGGAUUUCAAAACUAAUACCAGAAGAAAAUGUUCUAAUCAUACAGGAAUGUAACACCCCAUAAGAUCUGUAUAAUAACUAAAUAUGAAACGAAGAUACAAUUAAAAAAAGGCCACUAUUGCAAAUGACCAAUCGAUUUUAAUUUGUCAUAAACUUUCAUUGCCAGUGCCAGUAAAACAUGAUUUGUAAAAUUUUGGACUUUGGGACUUGCUUUGACAGGAAUGCUGAUAAGCCCCUGUGAACCUCUGGCAUUCGGUCAUUCCUUGUCUUUCACAGACAGUAAUUGAGUGUUGCAACAAGUGUGACUUUUAUAACACUAGUAAGUAUAACUAUCAGUAGAGGUUACUCGAGACUAACUAACUCCCAAUCCUUCCUCAAUGCUUUUGCGCUAGUGGAUUCGUAUGCGUAUAAUGCAAAGAUGUUGUAGCGGGAAUAAACAUGACUAUUCUAUCCAAUCCAAGAGUCCUAAGGCUCACGAACACAAAUGUAUUUCUGUAAUGUCUCAAUUGACCAAAAUCUGACUUCCUCAGACAAGCAGCUGCAUGAUGAAGUCUGAUUUUUGUGAGAUGAAAUGUUAUUGGGUAUGUAGAAAGACAUUUGUGUUAGUCUGCGGCGUGACUCUUGAAUCUCAUAGAAAGCCAUAGACUAAAAAGAUUUCACAUUUGAACUUUGAUGAAUGCAAAGGUGAUCAGCCAUUUUGUGAUAUCUCUUAAAUUUAAUUAGCCUACACAGAAUUGGAGAGUAGUAACGAUACAGUAGCCCAGUGGUUCUCAAACUUUUUGAACCACACCCUCUUUUAGGAUUUUUCAAGUCUCGCCUCCCAACUCAAGAAUAACUAGCUAACAAUGAGCUACAAGUAGUUAGGCCUUACAGACAGAUCUCUAAACAGUAAAGAAGUGUGAAUAUCCAAAAUGAGGCGGCCAAGAUCAAAUUUAACAGGGGUUAUCAUUUUUAAUCAGCCUCGUGUCCCCUCAAAAAAGUGUCUAUGCCCCCAACGUUUGAGAACCACUGCAUUAGCCUAAUUGGUAUAUUGACUUGAGUUAUGAUUUUGCAAUGAAUUGAAUGAUAAUUCCUGGUGAUCUUUUUUUGCUUUUGCAAUUUUUAUUAUCUUUGUUCCUUUACCAUUUGCUUCAAGUAAAAUUUGCAGUAAUUUUAUUCGUUUGUGAUGUUUUGUAGAAUGUUCGUGCAGAAACACCAUUGUUCGCAGUGCUCUGCUUUACUGUACCUGGCUUGUUUAUAAAGAUCUUUUUACUGAUCUAUAUUUUGAAAUUCUCAUGCCAGAUUUCAAUGGGUCAAUCUGUUUAUAUAGCGAGCAUUGGACAACAUUGUGCUAAUAGUUCGCUGAGAAUUUGAUAUUUAAAAAUUUUGCAAGAAUAUUGACUUGGCUGAGUCAAACUUGAGUGAUACUUUUCAAUGACUCGAAAUGGCUUGGGUCACCUAAAACAAUGGCUUGAAAUUGGGCUCUGCAAACCACCAUACAGACUUGACUCAAGACUCAAAGAUCAUUUUGGACGAAUGUAUAAAAACUUUUGGAUCGGGGCAACGAAAACAACUUAGGUAUCAGGACAUUGAAAUUCAUACCAAGGUGGCCAAUAAUUGUUGGCUUUUUGAUUUUUCGAUUAUUUGUGAUAGUAGCAUUUAACCACAAGGUAUUUGGUAUUACCUAAAAAUCUUUCUCCAUAUUUAUUCAUUCAACUAGAAUACCACAUGGAAAAUCUUGAGUGAAAGGUGUACAUGCAAAUACGGUGCUUAAAUGUGUCGAUGGUCGUUAAUAGUAGGCUAUGUUAUGAUUUUGGCAAGCUUGUACUGUUAUGUGUACUCAACCAUAUUGUUUAAUAAUUCACUGAGAAUUUGAAAUGUUAAUGAUGACCACCAUGGGUUUUUGCUUUGGAUUUUGUAACUUCAGUGGUAUUGUUGUUAAUGCUAAUGUUCAAUCUCUGUGCUUCUCAAGCUUCUCAUUCCUGAAGUCUUGUUCAAAAACCUACGUUUUGUAACUGAUUUUUGUUUGCUCCAUGUUCCUAUGUCUUCUUCUAUUUUUCUACAAUGAUAUUUUACUGCAAUUUGUGUUCAUGGUUCUAUACUUUGUCAAAAAUAUAUAAAUAUAUCUAUUACUGCGGUAAAACACCAAUAAAAUCAUCUGCAAAUCGAACAGUG